Molecule: messenger RNA, 1435 nt
Organism: Solea solea (common sole)
Lineage: Eukaryota; Metazoa; Chordata; Actinopteri; Pleuronectiformes; Soleidae
Gene: cfap410
Product: cilia and flagella associated protein 410
Exons: 7
Coding region: 132-920 (262 amino acids)
Biological process (GO): mRNA splicing, via spliceosome; cytoskeleton organization
Cellular component (GO): U4/U6 x U5 tri-snRNP complex
Molecular function (GO): protein binding
Source: RefSeq, a predicted model, not a curated record
AUCCUUGUUGGUGCUGCGGAGUUGACUCAGUUGUUUGCCCGCAUGUCAUAAUGCUUCUUUAUUUUGUUUGGUUGUGAAUUUAUAAUGGAUUAAACACAACGUAUUCUUACCAGUCGACGGAGCUCGGUGCUAUGAAGCUAACACGGAAACUGGUUCUCGCUAAGGCCAAGGCCUCGGACCUGGAGAGCGUGAAGAAGCUCAAUUGCUGGGGAUGCAGCCUAACAGAAAUUUCAAUCUUAUCCCAAAUGCCCAACAUUAAGGUGCUGACUCUCAGCGUUAACUGCAUCUCCUCCCUCGCUCCUCUGUCUGGCUGUAUGUCUCUGUGUGAGCUGUACCUGAGGAGGAACAUGAUCCCGUCACUCUCUGAGCUCUCUCAUCUGCGGCUGCUGGCGCAUCUCAGAGUUCUCUGGUUGGCUGAGAAUCCCUGUUGCGGAACUGAGUCCGCCAAGUAUCGGCUGACUGUGCUGCGCUGCCUGCCUCGUCUGCAGAGGCUGGACAAUCAGGUGGUGACGGAGGACGAGAUUGCUCUGGCUAUGAUGGAGGGCGAAGUGGUCACCACGCCCCCAGUCAGUGUCCAAACCCAGUUGUCCACAAAUGGACUUCCAGAAGCAGAGACAGAGAAUGACCCACACAACUACAACAUGGAGGAAACAAAUAAAAUCAGGGAAGAGCUGGGGAUGAAGCUCCUGUCCAGAGACAAGUUCCCCUCUCUUUCCUCCCCAUCGACCAGAGAAACCAGAUCACUGAUGAAAAAGACACACACUCUUGAUGCCGUUCUGCUACUGCUGAACGAUUUGAACGAAGAGGAGCUUCGCAUCGUGCACACAGCUGCACAGAACAGACUCCAGACUUACACACUGGACCCAGAGACUCUCAAAGAGUCACUGCAGGUACAGAAAACUGUAGACAUCCAGCACUGAAAAAAACAAUGUCCUGACACCAUUGGUGCACAUGCACUCUGUGUCUCUUCUGGGAUCUACUGAAUUCAAUAAGCAUGUGUUGAUGUGUUUUCAAUCACUAUGGUUACAUGGACAGCAAUAUUCCAGCCUUACCACAAUUAAGAAAAUAGUCUGAGUAAGUCACGGCCAUAUAAUCAGAACAAGGUCCUAUGCAAAUAAAAGCAAUAAUCAGAAUGACAUGUGACAUAUUCCAGUUUGAGUAUAGUAGUAUAUUCCAUUACCAACUCAUCCGCACAUGAUCUUGUUUUAUAAUCCAUACUACGGUCAACAUCUGGAUAAUUGGUGUCCAUGUAAUCAUCGUCAAUGAUUCUUUUAGAUUACACACUCCUGUUCUCUUGUGGAGAAAUUGCGUCAUUUCCUUGGCGUUGUUUUUUCAGAGCAGCAUGCCUACUUGCCUUGUAAGAACAAAUGAAUGUACAUGUUGUUAAAUGUAAAUCUAUUUCUGUAACUAGUAAGAAUAAAUUGCAAUAUAUUAA